UCCCAGUACGGACCCUACAACUACUGAGCAUGCGACCAGAUGAGGGACCUCGUGGCGGCGCACUUCGCCAACGCCCCCGCCCCGCAGGCACCCGCGCGCAACCCCUCCCCGCCAAAUCCCUACCCCUACAACAACACCUAUCGACAACCCUCCACCUCCUCCGUCGAAACCUACAACUCCCACCGGAAAAUAAAGAGACCUAAACUCGGUGAUAAGAAAGUCUACAGACCUGUCAGACGCCACACGCUAUCCCGAAUAGAUGAGACCCCCCCACAAACUUUGAACCGGCCAAGAUCGAAAUCCCUGCAACACUCCGGGGAUUUCUCGUCCACACGACCGAUGUUACGUUCUCGGUCGAACGUCUCCGCUGAUACAAGUCGAAGCGUACCCGUCUGUAACCAGAGUCGGGACAUAGAGAAUCAGGUAGAAAGCAUUAGUCCUCAAUACGCUGAGCCGAAAGGCUUUGACUCAGGUUCUGACGAAAGACCAGCUUCCAUGAUGGACUUGCCGAUAAUGGUUCCUCUUGACCCCGUGACGGGUGCGUAUAUCCCUUACCCGGAGUAUGCGUACUAUCACGAUGACGAUUGCAGAUUAAGCCGUAUGAAGUGGAGGGGCAAUAAGAAAAAAUCGUCUUCCAAAACUAACAACCUGUUCCUAGCCUUCAUGUACUGAGCGCGGAUGUUUGCAAGGAGUUAUACGAAAUGGUUUACGAGUUUCGAACGAAUGCCGUUAAAAAGUAUGACGCCCGCACCCAUGGUUUUUUUUUGUGUAAAUGUUUUCUCGGACUGUUGAGAUAAAAGUAAUUUCCUAAUUCAAGCUGAUUUGUUAUAAUUCGUACAUGUACAGAUAAUGUACGAGAUAAAGCCGAAUUAAUUUUAUUUCAGUGAGUCCUAAUCGCGAAAAUCUUCGUGAACUGUUGAAACAAUCAUACUGCUUUUAUAAUGGGUGACCCGAAUCUGGUAGAAUAUAUGAAUAAGUACUUAUUGGCACGUUUUAUAAUGGCAAAAGCAAAGGUUGUUCGAUGGCACGACGAAGGUGCUUCUAAAUAAAACAUUUAAGGCAGUCAAAUGCUCAAAUAUAUAUAGAUGUGAUACACUCGGUUGUUAAGGAAUUAUUCACUUUAUUAUUAUAAACAAGAGUGAAAAUACAAAAAAAAAUGAAUUCUGCGAAUACCUUAUUUGUAGUUAAAGUGGAUUUCUUAUAUGAGUACGCUUUAGUAAAUUUUUACUUUACAAAUAAAAUAAUUCCAACGAUUUACUAUGGUUUAUUACUAUGGAAAUAAAAAAAAAAAUUGGCUCUAAUUACAUUGUUUUGAAAAACUAGGAUUAUUGCUCUAUGGCCUCAAUAAACCCUAAAACACGUCAACCGAGUGCGGUAGGUAGGUAGGUUUUAAAAAUGACGUCACGUUACGGUGGUAAUAAAAACAAAACCGUCGAACAAACUUUUGCUUUUCCUCUGAGCACGGCUUUACGAAACUCUUAACACCGCCUUCGAAACUUGAUACGUUUCCAUUUUUUUUCGAACAAAAUGUUACGAAUUUAGUAAAUAAUAUUAUAAUAAUUAUGUAUAUCAAGGUCUAUUUGAGGAAAGUAGGUACUUUUUAAAUUAGGAGUAAGUCGUCCACGUCUCCGCCAUAAGUGUAUCGAAAAAAAAAACAAAUCUAUUAGUAAUUAAGAUCUUCUUUUAAGAUGUAAUAAUAUUUUAUUGAGAGAUAUAAAGGAUGAAUGUUUGAAUGUUUUGUAUCGGAAUCAGUGCCUUGGGACUAAACAAUGCUCAUUUUACAUAAAAUAUAUAUCUAUAUUGAGUAAGAAUAAAACAUAUCUUAUAGUAGUCUCUUAAUAGAACUCUUUAAAUAAAAUAAAACGAUUCAAAAUGGCGCCAAUUAUUCUAUUCUAUUCUCUUUGAGCAAGUUCGUAAUUCGAACAGGUUUUAAAUUCAAUAUGUUAAAAUUAGAUUAAACUCUGAGGAUUAAGCCUAAAGCUAAAAUGUCAAGAUUAAAAAUCAGGACGCCGCGCCGUUUCUUUAAAUAACAAUGUGAAAAGGAUGAACAUAUAAAAUGUGCUAACGCUAAUAUGUGCUUCUAUCUAAACUUUCUAUAAAGUAAGCGAGACGCAAUUAGAAUUAACGCCAUCUUGAAUAAUUUUGUUUA
Messenger RNA from Pararge aegeria (speckled wood butterfly), 2149 nucleotides. RefSeq lists its product as uncharacterized. The transcript has a single exon. The record is from RefSeq and is a predicted model, not a curated record. NCBI's taxonomy places the organism in Eukaryota, Metazoa, Arthropoda, Insecta, Lepidoptera, Nymphalidae. Bases 40 to 672 code for a protein of 210 amino acids.